GUCACUGUCUAUUUCUCCAUGGAGGAGUGGGAGUAUUUAGAAGAACACAAGGAUCUGUACAAGGAUGUCAUGAUGGAGAAUCCCCAGUUCCUCACACCACCGGAUGGAUCCAGUCAGAGAAAUCCACCAGAGAGAUGUCCCAGUUUUCAGUAUUCCCAGGACUGUCCAGAGGAAAAGCAGAAUGUCCCACUGGAUCAUCAGGAAAGUUCUGGUGGAACGAUGAGUGAACUCCAAAAACCCGGAUCAGUGUCACUGAAUGGUAAAGAUAAGAUGGGAGACUCAAAUGGACAUCUCAUUUUAUUUAAAGAAGAUAACAAUGACACACAAGCUAAUCCAAUGACUCUUAACGUUCCCUUAGACCUUUACAGUGGAGAUCUACCCACCGAUACUGCUGAACACAAGAAACUUUUAUCUAUUGAAACACUGAUUGUCAAAACAAGAACUGGACCCAGAGAAGGGAAAAUAUGUGGAGAACAUUUUAGAAAUAAAUCGAAACCGUCUUUUCAUGAAGGAAUUCACAAUGAUGAGAGACCGUUUUCAUGUUCAGAAUGUGGGAAAUGUUUUGGCAAGAAAUCCUAUCUAGAGGAACAUCUUAGAAUUCACACAGGAGUGAAGCCAUUUUCAUGUCCAAUAUGUGGGAGAUGUUUUAAUCAGAAGUCAAGUCUUAUGGAACAUCGGAGAACUCACACAGGGGAGAAACCAUUUUCAUGUUUAGAAUGUGGCAAGCGUUUUGGCCAAAAAUCGGUUCUUUUUAAACAUCAGAGAAUUCACACAGGGGAGAAGCCAUUUUCAUGUCCGGAAUGUGGAAAGUGUUUUAGUCAGAAAUCAAAUCUGAUAGAACAUCAAAGAAUUCACACAGGGGAGAAGCCAUUUUCUUGUUCACAGUGUGGAAAAUGUUUUAGCCAAAAAUCAGGUCUUCUUAAACAUCAGACAGCUCACACAGGGGAGAAUAAAUUUUCGUGUUCUGAAUGUGGGAAAUAUUUUUGUCAGAAAUCAAAUCUUGUGAAACAUCUACGAGUUCAUACGGGAGAGAAACCAUUUUUAUGUUCAGAAUGUGGGAAAUGUUUUAACCAGAAAUCGAUUCUUGCUAAGCAUCAGAGAAUUCACAGAGGAGAGAAGCCAUUUUCAUGUCCUGAAUGUGGGAAAUGUUUUAGUCAGAAAUCAAGCCUUAUGGAACAUCAAAGAAAUCACACUGGGGAGAGGCCAUUUUCAUGUUCACAAUGUGGGAAAUGCUUUAGCCAGAAAUCGGGUCUUAUGAAACAUCAUCUGAGAACUCACCCAGAGGAGAAGCCAUUUUCAUGUCAUGUAUGUGGGAAAUGUUUUGGUCAGAAAUCGAAUUUUGAGGAACAUUUAAGAAUUCACACAGGAGAGAAACCAUUUUCAUGUUCAGAAUGUGGCAAGUGUUUUGGCCAGAAAUCAGUUCUUGCUACACAUCAGAAAACUCACAAAGGAGAGAAGCCAUUUUCAUGUCCAGAAUGUGGAAAAUAUUUCAGUCAGAAAGCAAAUCUUUUGAAACAUUUAAGAGUUCACACAGGAGAGAAACCGUUUUCAUGUUCAGACUGUGGGAAAUGUUUUGGGCAGAAAUCAGUUCUUGAUAGGCAUAAGAGAACCCACAGAGGAGAGAAGCCAUUUUCAUGUCCUGAAUGUGGCAAAUGUUUUAGUCAGAAAUCGAAUCUUAUGGAACAUCUAAGAAUUCACACAGGGGAAAAGCCAUUUUCAUGUUCUGAAUGUGGCAAAUGUUUUAGCCAAAAAGCAGGGUUUGCUAAACAUCUGAGAACUCACACAGGGGAAAUGUAAGAACUGUUGCAGAUGUGUGGAUUUAUUGUUAGACCUGUUGCCUAAAGGUGACCGUACACAUUAGACAGAAGUUGGUUGAUGGUUGAACAGCAGUUGAACAAACAUCUGGUGAGCAUUCGUUUCAUGGAUGCAGCCAUAAACAUUUUAGUCCAUAUUGGAUAAACUGGUUUCUUUAACAGCUAAAACUUGGUCUAGUUCACAUGGUAAUUAUAAAGGACCCUUUGGACAACAUAAGACUCUACUCAGGAAAUCCAACCAGUAGAGAUGCUGUAAUAGAAUAGGAUAUGAGCCACACAUGCAUAAACUCUCCCACUUAGUCGGUUUUGUUGCAUUUAUAAUCAUUGACAUCACAACAACUUGUGCUGGAAGUGAUAUACUUGAGAUGUAAAUAUAAUAAAUAAAUAAAAAUACAAAUAAAUGAAAUAGAAUGGC
Messenger RNA from Bufo bufo (common toad), 2229 nucleotides. RefSeq names its product gastrula zinc finger protein XlCGF26.1-like. The transcript has 4 exons. Lineage: Eukaryota; Metazoa; Chordata; Amphibia; Anura; Bufonidae. The record is from RefSeq and is a predicted model, not a curated record. Gene Ontology annotation, molecular function: DNA-binding transcription factor activity; RNA polymerase II cis-regulatory region sequence-specific DNA binding. Gene Ontology annotation, biological process: regulation of transcription by RNA polymerase II. The coding region runs from base 19 to 1797 and encodes 592 amino acids.